Ceratotherium simum simum (southern white rhinoceros) is the source of this 918-nucleotide messenger RNA. The record is from RefSeq and is a predicted model, not a curated record. NCBI's taxonomy places the organism in Eukaryota, Metazoa, Chordata, Mammalia, Perissodactyla, Rhinocerotidae.
UGGCUGAUCCAGCAGAGUUGUAGAUGAAGGAACCUGGAUAUUGGAAGAGCCUGAAGAAAGGGAGAGAGAAAAGGCUUAGUGAGGAGAAUGGGUGGGGCAAGAACAGAAAUAAUGCCCUUUCCUUAUCUGUGUCUCCUGCCUUUCAGAAUGGAAGAUGGCCCUCUUCCAAGCUGCGGAUGUGAUUCUGGAUCUGAACACUGCACACCCCACACUCCGUGUUUCCGAGGACCAGAGGAUCCUGCAGUUGGCAGACACACCACAGAUUCUACCAUACAACCCUAAGAGAUUUGAUUUUUUUUUUUUUUUAAGAUUUGAUUAUUUUAACUUUGUUCUUGACUGCAGGAGUUUCACGUCAGGGAGACAUUUCUGGGAGGUGGAGGUGGGAGACAGGAAAGAAUGGGAUGUCGGUGUGUGUAGAGAGAAUGUGGAGAGGAAAAAUUACGUUUCUAUAGAUCCCCAGAAUGGAUUCUGGAUUGUAAGUCUGUCUGAUGGGACUGAUUAUUUUGCACUCAAUUUUUAUUGGACCGAGCUGACAAUUGCUAACCGUCCUCAAAGAGUGGGAGUUUUCCUGGACUAUGAGACUGGUGAGGUCUCAUUCUACAAUGCCGUGGAUGGAUGUCAUAUCUACACUUUCCCACGCACCACUUUCUCUGAGCCUCUGUACCCUGUUUUUGGAAUUUCACAACUGAAUAACACAGCCUUGACCAUUUGUCCAGUGCCGACCUGAGUGCAGUGUUCCCUUGUUACUGACCUAGUGUAUGACUUUUCCCUGGGGACCCCAGUGACCCAGAGCACUGCUCAUGGGAAUGGGGACCCUCAGACUGAAGUAACAUCCUUGCUUGUCCCUUCCCACUAUGGAGUUGAGGGCCUCCUCCUUCACAGCAACAUAUCACAACAAUAAAGUACUCGCUAAAUGCA